AUGGAAUGCGAGUCGUGUGGAGUGAAGGCAGCGACUGAACUGGCUAGAUAUGUCUUCGUCAGAAUUUACAUAAAUGAUAUAUUUGACCCGCCUAAUACUGUAUACUGGUCAUUUAUUAAUCUGAAAGAGGCUGUGGUACGCUCGCACAGCCGCAUAGCGCGCGUGCCGGUGUGCAUGCGCCGACAGCGUCUCGGACGGCGGACCACACUGCAGCGAGCCAUGCCAGCCGCAGCCAUGAGAACAUACCAAAAACACGGAGUAGACAUGAAGUUGGAAAACAAGGAAAUGAAAAAAGAAAGUCUCGGUCGAACGACAGAUAAUCGUGUUAGGCGGCCGCACCGGCGAAUAACUGAUGUGAGCCGUUCGGUGCACCGACCCAAUGAGAUUGCGGUGUUUUUUCCACUGAGACUCUGUGGAGACAAACAAGGGAUGCAAAUUCGUGUUGACACCGCGAUCCAUCUUGUUCGUCUCUCC
Messenger RNA from Brenthis ino (lesser marbled fritillary), 474 nucleotides. NCBI's taxonomy places the organism in Eukaryota, Metazoa, Arthropoda, Insecta, Lepidoptera, Nymphalidae. The record is from the annotation of a GenBank genome assembly.